This is a messenger RNA of Sinocyclocheilus grahami, 1426 nucleotides long. Its product is annotated as inhibitor of growth protein 1-like. Gene Ontology annotation, cellular component: nucleus. Lineage: Eukaryota; Metazoa; Chordata; Actinopteri; Cypriniformes; Cyprinidae. The record is from RefSeq and is a predicted model, not a curated record. Gene Ontology annotation, biological process: positive regulation of DNA-templated transcription. The transcript has 2 exons. Bases 161 to 1090 code for a protein of 309 amino acids.
UAUUCAUGAGCUAGGUCUCAGCCGUAGAAGCGUCACUUGUCCUGCACAACUCACUACAACACGUUUACCCGAGUAACUUUUAUUUAUUUAUUUUAAAUAUUAUAACUAUUAAAAAACGCACUUGUACUGCUCUACCAACCUCUUAAAUGCGUGUGAAAAGAUGUUGAACCCUUCUUCAAACGCAGAGUCUUCUCAUGCUGUGGUGAACUAUGUUGAGGAGUAUCUGGAGCUGGUCGAGUCUUUGCCGCAGGACCUACAGAGAUGCGUGUCUCUCAUGAAGGAGAUCGACGCCAGAUAUCAAGAGAUCCUCAGUGAACUGGACGAGGCUUAUGAAAAGCACAGACAAGAAUCAGAUCCUGUGCAGAGGCGGCGUCUGCUUCACUGCAUCCAGCGCUCUUUGAUCCGCACAGAAGAACUCGGAGAUGAAAAGAUCCAGAUCGCAGGCCAAAUGGUGGAAAUGGUGGAGAAUCGCAGUCGGCAGCUCGAGUGGCAGAGUGAGCUUUUCCAGGCCUGCCAGGACUCGCCGGAGAGCACCGUGUCGGUGGGCAGCACCCCCAGUGCCAUGACAACCGUAACUAUGACACCGGUUUCUGCUUCGAUGCUCUCGGUCAGUAAACCAAGUGUGGAUCGGAGACGAGAAGAGACCCCGACUUCAGUAGACAAAUCUGGUGGAAAGCGUUCACGAAGGCAGAAAAAUGGUUCGGAGAACCGGGAAAACUCCAAUUAUGGCAUGGAGCACAAUGAGGAGGUUGGCUCAGGCGUGCCAAAAGAAAAGAAGGCCAAGACCUCAUCCACGUCAUCGAAGAAGAAGAAGAGGUCGAAAAGCAAGCAGGACAGGGAGCCGUCGCCAACAGACCUGCCUAUCGAUCCCAAUGAACCCACUUAUUGCCUGUGCGAGCAAGUGUCUUAUGGAGAGAUGAUAGGUUGUGAUAAUGAUGAAUGCACUAUUGAGUGGUUUCACUUCUCAUGUGUCGGCCUGCACCAUAAGCCCAAAGGAAAAUGGUACUGUCCGAAGUGCAGAGGAGACAAUGAGAAGACAAUGGACAAAGCAUUAGAGAGGUCUAAGAAAGAGCGAGCGUACAACAGGUAGUGUCAGGUGUAGCUGGUUGCCGUUGUUCUGUUCAGGACUUUAGUAUCCAGUUUUGAGAGAGGCCAGGGUCUGUGAUGUUGUUACAGACUAGAGUUGGUCAUUUGUUAGUAGCUAUAUCUUUUAGGGAUAUAUAGGGUUCACUUAUCAGCUGCUUAGUUAUCAAUGUUAAUCUACAGCAUUGGAAGUAUUCUGUUCAUCCAACUACAUCAGUUAUCAAACUAUCAGUUUUGUAUUUAUGCCUUGCAUAACUGUACAUAUGUUCAUGUAAAAUAAACCAUGCUUAAUGCGGAGUUGUCUCAUGCUUACAAAAUUUUUUUUUACACAAAAUGAAACAUA